Molecule: messenger RNA, 927 nt
Organism: Pseudogymnoascus verrucosus
Lineage: Eukaryota; Fungi; Ascomycota; Leotiomycetes; Thelebolales; Thelebolaceae
Exons: 3
Coding region: 1-927 (308 amino acids)
Cellular component (GO): intracellular anatomical structure
Molecular function (GO): oxidoreductase activity, acting on NAD(P)H, oxygen as acceptor
Source: RefSeq, a predicted model, not a curated record
AUGGACCCAGCAGUUAAAACCCCAGACCUCAAGGUCCAAGAACCUAUCCACCUAUCCACCAUCUACGAAUCCCAAACCGAGGAUGCCUUCAAACCAGCAUCCACAGCCUCAAAGGUCCCAGAAGCCCCCACCGGACAAACCACGACCAGAGAAUCGUCGAUCUCAAAGACCUCAUCCUCAGCAAUCACCCCCGAGGCCCCGGCAGCGGAAGUCCAAGCCAAAGCCCAAGUCGAAGACGAAACCCAAGCCCAAGCAGGCCAAGAGAGGAGCGUCCCAAGCCUCUUCAGCCUCGCAGGAAAAAUCAUCAUCGUCACUGGAGCAGCACGCGACAUCGGCCUCACCAUGUCAGAGUCGCUCGUCGAGUGCGGAGCCAUCGCCCCAGCCCCGAGUUCGACCGCCUCGCCGCCUCUCCCCAAAGGAACACUAACCUACCACCCCAUCGACGUUGUCGACGUCCCUGCGCUAGACACUCUCGUCACCAGCAUCGCCGGAACACACUCCAGGCUCCACGGCCUCAUCGCAGCAGCUGGGAUCCAGCACGAAGCUCCCGCUCUUACCUACUCUGCCGAGACAUGCAACCGGGUCCUGGCUGUAAACAUCACCGGCGUGAUGUCUUCCGCACAGGCCGUCGCGCAUGCCAUGCGCCAGGCUGGGGUUCAGCAGCUGGGGCGUAGUUUGGCGGCGGAGUGGGGGAGAGAGGGGAUCAGGGUCAAUACGAUUAGCCCGGGCUACGUGGUGACGCAGAUGGUGGAGGAGCUUUUUGAGAAGUUUCCAGAGAGGAGAGAUGGGUGGGCGGGGGAGAAUAUGCUUGGGAGGUUGGGGAAGCCGGGGGAUUUGGGUGGGGCAGGGGUGUUUCUCAUGGCGGGGUGCAGUGGGUGGAUGACUGGAGGGGAUUUGAGGAUUGAUGGAGGGAAUACUGCUUGGUAG